UGCUUGACUUGUGUGUAUGUGUGUUGUUGUUGGAUGUGUGUAUGUCUGUAUUAUGAAUGAUGAUGAAGAGGAGGACCUGCAGAGCUGGGGCUGGACAGACCUCUCCAGUUACUCCUCCUCAUCGGACUCUGAGCAGCAGCAGGUCUCCUCUUCAUCGGACCCACAGCAGCGGGUCUCCUCCUCUUCAUCGGACCCACAGCAGCGGGUCUCCUCCUCUUCAUCGGACCCACAGCAGCGGGUCUCCUCCUCUUCAUCGGACCCGUCGACCCGGUCUCUGCGGAACCAUGAACCUGAAGGAGGCUCCUCCCGUCGGAUCUCUGUGUGGGUCAGCAGCUGAAGCCUUCAGGUGGAUCUACAGGCGAUGGAGUCCCACGACCACUAGCUCUCACCUGAGCAGGUUCCUCCUCAGACUCUUCAUGGUUCUCCUCCUGCUGCUCCUCCUCCUCCUCAGUUUGUGUUGGUUCGGUCCUGCUGGGUUCUGCUCCGUCUUCCCAGGCCUCAACGUCACGACUGUGGACCCUGUCCAGAGUCUGUCCUCCAUGCACAGCUUCCUGUCCCCUCACAGCCAAUCAGCAGAGCCCGAUGGGGAGGAGCCAAGUGAGGAGGAGCCAAGUGAGGAGGAGCUACUGAGCAGACCUCCAGCUGUAGAAACACCUGCGCCUCAGGUCGGUUCUCAGGAGGUUCAUUUGGACCCUGAGCCGAUGCCGGCUGUGGACUCUGAGCGCCUGGUUCAGGUGGAACAGAGUCUGAUGGUCCUGCGGGGGCGGGUGGAGUCUGCAGGACGGUGGGCGGAGCGGAGACACAGGGAGGUGCUUCAGCUCUACGCCGACCUCCAUCGGCGGCCAUCUUUGCCUCAGAGCGGCGGCGGUGAAGGCGUGGAGCCGUGGAUCAGGGAUCUGAUGGACCGACAGCUGUUCCUGCUCCAAAUACAGCUGGACGAGGAGAGGCAGAAGAGGGAACAGAUGCGCCAGCAGGACCUGCUGCUGCUGAAGGCUCAGACGACCCGUUUGGAUCACCUGGAGCUGCACCUGCAGAGCUUGGCUGCCAGAACUCAGGAGGUCCAGUGGACACCAGAACCUUCAGCCACGUCUCUCCCAGCUGCUGUCGGCGCUGGCGUGGACGGACCGUCCCAUGAUGCUUUGCAGGCAGAGGUUCUGCGGUUGGAGGCGGCCCUGGGGGACGUGAGGCGGGACAUUCAGGGUCUGUCCGAGUGUCGGAACGGACUGGAGAGAAUCCAGCAGGUGAUUUCAGAGCGGGUGUCGGUUCUGGUCCAGGAGGAGGUUCGGGCUCUGAUGUAUGGGAACCAGCUGGCAGCGAGGGGAGACUCCGCCCCCCUCCCUGAGUCUGUGCUGCGGUGGCUGUCGGAGCGGUUCGUCACCGAGGCCAGCCUGCAGGAGGCGCUGUCCGCUCUGGAGCACAGCAUCCUGCAGAACGUCAGCAGGAAGCUGCGGCGCGGCGAGGAGACGGGCCGGGAGGACGUCCUAGACUCCACCGGGAACGCUGUCACUCCGGAGGACGUGCACGCGAUGGUGACAGACGCUCUGAGACUCUUCGCUCAGGACCGGAUCGGUCUGGCAGAUUACGCUCUGGAGUCUGGAGGAGGCAGCGUCCUCAGCACUCGCUGCUCAGAGACGUUUGAGACCAAGGCGGCUCUGCUCAGUCUGUUCGGAGUUCCACUUUGGUAUUUCUCUCAGUCUCCUCGAGCUGUGAUCCAGCCUGACGUCCAUCCAGGAAACUGCUGGGCUUUCAAAGGCUCCAAAGGUUUCCUGGUGAUCAAGCUCUCCAUGAGGAUCCUCCCCACGGCCGUCACCCUGGAGCACAUCCCCAAAGUCCUGGCUCCGAGCGGGAUGCUGCGCAGCGCCCCCCGGGACUUCAGGGUCUACGGUCUGAGAGACGAGAGCGAAGAGGAGGGGAGGCUGCUGGGUCAGUUCACCUACGAGGAGGACGGAGAGGAUCUGCAGACCUUCAGCCUCACUGAGGAGAACCAUGAGUCCUUCCAGAUCAUCGAGGUCCAGGUUCUGUCCAACUGGGGCCACCCGGACUACACCUGCAUGUACCGCUUCAGAGUUCACGGGACACCUGAUGACGUCUAAGGACCACAGGAAGUCGGCAGAACCGGGUCAGUGAGAACCUGCUGACUGGGCUUUUAUGGACCGCUGAGUUUCCUGUGGAAACGGACCCUGACGGUUCUGAGGUGGGAAGAAUCUGUUCAUAGUUUUAAACAUUCGUUCGGAGUUCUGGUUUAUCAUUUAUCAGGUCUGUGAGCGGGUCAGAACCAGGGGAAGCAGACUGUCCACCUGCCACAGGAAGGCGGCUCUGAGAACCUGUCCUUUCACAAUAAAACAACCUCUUUGUUUUGAAAGCUUUAAAAUGUGCUGCUUCAGCAAAACAUUAAAUCUGUAAAAUGAUCCGAUUGGACCGAACGGUUCUGUUUCAAAAGCGGCUCCUGUUCUCAGCUGGUGUCAAAUGUUUAACUUUAACUUAUUUUUAUAAAAAUCUGAAGAAAUGUUUGUUUUUCUGUGACUUGAAGCUGAAUGUUUCAUAAUAAAGAUGUGACUUUUUAAAACCC
Molecule: messenger RNA, 2569 nt
Organism: Austrofundulus limnaeus
Lineage: Eukaryota; Metazoa; Chordata; Actinopteri; Cyprinodontiformes; Rivulidae
Product: SUN domain-containing protein 1
Cellular component (GO): nuclear envelope; meiotic nuclear membrane microtubule tethering complex
Molecular function (GO): protein-membrane adaptor activity
Source: RefSeq, a predicted model, not a curated record